GUCUCAUCGCAAGCCUUUCACCAGGAUGGGAUAUUCAUAUUAUAGUUAUGGCUUCCCCAGUUUUCUCAUUAUAAUCAUCGCGUUAUAUCUUCUAUUCACUGGUUCGGGCGAAGCUUUCAACGUUGGUCGAUUCCUGGAAGAAACAAGCCCAUAUGUGUGGGCUGCUACUGGAGUGGGUUUAUGCAUAGGAUUGAGUGUCCUUGGUGCGGCAUGGGGCAUAUUCGUUACUGGUGCUUCAAUUCUCGGAGGAGGCGUUCGUGCUCCUCGUAUAACAACGAAGAAUUUGAUCAGUGUCAUUUUUUGUGAAGUCGUCGCCAUCUAUGGUGUCAUCAUUGGAAUUGUGUACUCUUCAAAGCUCGCCGAUGUGCCGGAAGAUCUCCUCUACACACGCGAUAACUACUUCCUCGGAUUCGCUCUCUUCUGGGGUGGCCUGACUGUUGGUGCAUGCAAUCUGCUCUGCGGGUUGUGUGUUGGUGUCACGGGUUCGACAGCUGCUCUCGCUGACGCUGCCGACCCAAACCUCUUCGUGAAAAUCCUAGUUGUGGAGGUAUUUGGCAGUAUACUUGGCUUGUUUGGCUUGAUUGUCGGUCUCCUCAUGACAGGAAACGCUGCAGGAGAGUUCACAGGCGCUGCCUCAUUGGCAUCCGCAAAUGUCACUGUCGCCCACCUGUGAAUUUCUUGCUCAGUAGAAAAACCAUAAAAGCACUCUGCAAGUGUUACUCAUCUCACUCUGUCAACUACCAUGGAAUGAUACCACGAAUAAAUCUCCGACAGUUUGGAUACCGCAACCCCAGCUAAAUGUGAACGUUAAUGUGAAGCAAUCUAUGUAAUACUCGAGAAAACGCUAUGAUAUGCCGACAGUAGUUCCAGUGCCACGUAAGAUUAAGAAUAAAUCUCCAGUACAGGUUUGAGCUGAUGGAUGUUGGAUAGGAAGGUGACUCUUCAAUCAUGCUUUCCCACUUUUGAGAAUUUAAAUACGGCAUCCCGGAAU
Messenger RNA from Marasmius oreades (fairy-ring Marasmius), 991 nucleotides. RefSeq names its product H(+)-transporting V0 sector ATPase subunit c'' (gene VMA16). Bases 26 to 673 code for a protein of 215 amino acids. The record is from RefSeq and is a predicted model, not a curated record. Gene Ontology annotation, molecular function: proton-transporting ATPase activity, rotational mechanism. Gene Ontology annotation, cellular component: proton-transporting V-type ATPase, V0 domain. Lineage: Eukaryota; Fungi; Basidiomycota; Agaricomycetes; Agaricales; Marasmiaceae. Gene Ontology annotation, biological process: proton transmembrane transport. The transcript is spliced from 7 exons.